Molecule: messenger RNA, 1104 nt
Organism: Babesia ovata
Lineage: Eukaryota; Apicomplexa; Aconoidasida; Piroplasmida; Babesiidae
Product: C immunoglobulin-A-binding beta antigen, putative
Exons: 1
Coding region: 1-1104 (367 amino acids)
Source: RefSeq, a predicted model, not a curated record
AUGCCGGCGACCUUGUCGGCGAACUCCUUGAAGGACUCGAUUUUCUUUGACAGCCUGCCUUCCCAGUUGUCUAGCAGUUCCAUGACAUUGUGCUGCUCUGUAACGCUGAAAUCCAGCUCGAACUUUGGCUUCUCCUUUUCUUCUUCCUUCGGUGCUGCGCUUCCGUCGGCGGGUGUGGUACCACUAGUUGUUGUCGAGGCACCAAAUGUAAAUUUAGGCCCCUCCGUUGUAGACGGCUUGGUGGACGAUUGCGCAUCGCUCGAUUUACUGUCUGCCUGUGAAUCCUUAGUGGCAGAGGAGCCGAAAAGUCCACCGGUGGUGGAGGGUGCUGUCGUACUUGAUGUGCCGCUCGUGGUGCUAGCACCGAAGAGGUUUGAGCUCGGAGUAGUUCCCGUAGUUGAGCUUCCUGUAGCGGACGUAGUGGAAGUCGUAAUAGUGCCAGCUGUUCCAGAUGUCGUGCUAGUUGUCGUAUCCGUCGUUUUACCGAAUAUAUUGGUAGUGCUGGUUGUGGCCGGCGUAGCCUGUGUGGAGCUUGUGGUAGUACUACCGAACAAGUUCGGCGCAGUUGAUCCCAGACUCUUCGACGCGCCAGAUUCCCCCGUAGUGGUUGAAGUGGCAGCACCCAAUGUGGUAGUUGUGCCAGAUGUUGUGGUAGACCCUGAGGCGCCGAACAGUGACGAGGUGCCCGUCGUUCCAGGUGUCGUGGAGGAUGCUGAUGUACCGAAAAUCGAUGACGUUCCGGUUGUUGCUGGCGUUGUGGACGUUCCCGAACUACCAAAAAUUGACGAUGUGCCCGUUGUUCCCUGCGUUGUAGAGGAUCCGGAAUUGCCGAAGAGAGAUGAUGUACCAGUCGUGCCACUGGUGUUUGUAGUACCAAACAAUCCUGCACCCUGUGUGCCAGUGGUACCGGAGGUAGGACUUGUGCCAGAUGUAGUUGCUGCCGGGGUAGAAGACGUGCCGAAAAUGUUUGUCGUAGACGUGCUCGGCGUAGCAGCAGCGCCGCUUGUGCCAGAGGAACCAAACAACGACGUGCCAGAAGUUGUCGAGCUGCUGGCCGAUUGCCCGAAAAUGUUGUUCGUCGUGGUCGAUCCAGACGCAGGUUGA